This is a messenger RNA of Ostreococcus lucimarinus CCE9901, 1197 nucleotides long. RefSeq lists its product with no specific name. The record is from RefSeq and is a predicted model, not a curated record. Gene Ontology annotation, cellular component: proteasome regulatory particle, base subcomplex. Gene Ontology annotation, biological process: proteasome-mediated ubiquitin-dependent protein catabolic process. The transcript has 3 exons. NCBI's taxonomy places the organism in Eukaryota, Viridiplantae, Chlorophyta, Mamiellophyceae, Mamiellales, Bathycoccaceae. Gene Ontology annotation, molecular function: proteasome-activating activity; ATP binding; ATP hydrolysis activity. Bases 1 to 1197 code for a protein of 398 amino acids.
AUGGACGUCGACGCGCGACCGCAAACGGGUCUGCGCGCGUAUUACGACGCGAAAAUCGAAGAGUUGGAGGUUCGCCUGCGCGACAAGACGCAGAAUCUUCGACGCUUAGAGGCGCAGAGAAAUGAAUUGAACGGACGAGUUCGAUCGCUUCGCGAGGAAUUGCACAUGUUGCAGGAACCCGGAUCGUACGUCGGGGAGGUGGUGAAGGUGAUGGGGAAGAAGAAAGUGUUGGUCAAGGUGCACCCGGAGGGAAAAUACGUGUGUGAUAUGGACAAGAGCAUCGAUGUGACGAAACUGACGGCGGGGACUCGGGUGGCGUUGAGGAACGAUUCGUACACGCUGCACGUGAUCCUUCCGUCGAACAUCGACCCGCUCGUGUCGCUCAUGAAGGUUGAAAAGGUUCCCGAUUCCACGUUCGAUAUGAUUGGUGGAUUGGAUCAGCAAGUGAAGGAGAUCAAGGAAGUCGUGGAGUUACCGAUCAAGCACCCAGAGCUUUUCGACGCGCUCGGGAUCGCGCAACCGAAGGGGGUCAUCCUUUACGGUCCCCCGGGUACCGGGAAGACGCUCUUGGCUCGUGCCGUUGCGCACCACACCGAUUGCUGCUUCAUUCGCGUGUCUGGUUCGGAAUUAGUUCAAAAGUACAUAGGAGAAGGGGCGCGGAUGGUUCGUGAACUGUUCGUCAUGGCUCGCGAGCACGCGCCGAGCAUCUUGUUCAUGGAUGAAGUAGAUUCUAUCGGUAGCGCUCGCGACGGAGGCGGCGGAGGUGGAGGCGACAGCGAAGUGCAGCGUACGAUGCUUGAACUGCUCAACCAGCUCGACGGUUUCGAGGCGACGAACAAGAUUAAGGUGAUCAUGGCCACGAACCGCCUCGAUAUCCUCGAUCAGGCGCUUCUUCGUCCGGGCCGCAUCGAUCGUAAAAUCGAGUUCCCCAAUCCAUCUGAAGACAGCCGCGUCGAUAUUCUCAAGAUUCAUAGCCGCAAGAUGAACCUCGUUCGCGGGAUCGAUCUUAAGAAGAUCGCGAGCAAGAUGGGUGGGGCUUCCGGGGCAGAAUCCAAGGCGGUGUGCACCGAGGCCGGAAUGUUCGCGCUUCGCGAACGUCGCGUCCACGUCACGCAAGAAGACUUUGAAAUGGCCGUAUCCAAGGUGAUGCAAAAGGAUAGCGAAAAGAACAUUUCCGUGAAAAAGCUCUUUUCGUAA